UCCACACCGCGCUGCAACCAUGGCCGGGGGAAUCGUCGCGGAGCCGCUGAACCCGCGCGACGGGUUCAAUUGGGUGUUCCUUGUUGAGCUGCUCAUCUGCGGCAUCCUGACCGUCUUCUUCUUCUUCUACUUCAACCGGCUGUUCGCAACCCUCAUAUCCUACGCCAUACGCGCCUACACCUGGCAUGCCUUCCACGCUUAUAUCGACAUCACUGGCCUGCAGAUCUCCCCGCUCGGCGGUCGCAUCUUCUUCAAGAGCAUACGAUACCACGGCCACAACGAGACGAUACUGGUGCACGGUGGCUACAUCACCUGGAACUACUGGCUGCGGCGGGUGAGAGAUGCUGCAGUAUACGCCGACGAUGACGCUCCUGCCGCCGACGAUGACGCUCCUGCUGCCGCCGACUCCAGCGGCAGCAGCAACCACGCGCCAAGCACAUCGCGCACGCCGCGCACGCCGUCGACCAGCCGAAGCAGGAACGUGGACAGGGCGGAGAAGGGAGGCAAGCAGACGCCCAAGCAGCUGCCGUGUCGCAUCUCGGUCAAGGUUUCUGGCGUCGAGGCCUUCAUGUACAACCGCAGUCCUGCAUACGACGGAAUCAUCGAAGCCUUCGAACGCAAAGCCCGUACGGACGCGGAGCAGACGACCAAUCGGCCCCCUUCUACGGCCGAUGGUCCGCGCAGCGGCUCCGUGUCGCAACCAGAGGAUAUGUCGCACGGCGACGAGCCCUUGCACGACGAGCCCUUUCGCGACGAGCCCUUUCACAACAAGCUGAGGAAAGAGCCUCCGGACAAGGAAGCGAACGCUCUGCGCGUCGAAACGAGCGACUCGACUACCUCCAGGCCGAAAAAAGACAACCUGCCCGCUUUCCUCAAGAUCCUGCCCGUCCAUGUGGACAUCACCAAAGGUGCUAUCGUCGUGGGCAACGAGAACACGCUGGCUGUGAUCACGGCACAGUUCGAGAAAGCCGCCGGCACCCUCGAUGCGUCGUCCAGUGGUCCCCUCGACGUGUAUCAGCAGCUGUUCUCCUUCCAGGUUACGCACCCAGUCAUCCACAUGAAGCCCAAUCCAGACUACAAGUCUGCCCAACUCGACUCGGCCGCGCAGCACAAACAAGAGUCUGACAAGGGCAUCUCGGAAGAGAGCUUCAUCGCGAAGGACAUGGCACACAAGCGACGGAAGCCAUGGUCGAAGAAGAUCCCUGUUUUCUCUGCUCUCUUCUCCAAGUCGUCGGAUUCAGUACACACGCAUUCAAAGUCUGGCGUCAAGAACAGCAAAUACUUCACUCCUCAGUGGCAUUUCCCAGGCCAGGAGAGGUGGAAGGGGCUAGCGCGGUACCUGGAUGAUAGUCAGAACGACGGCCACGGCGAAUGGGACGGAAUCGAAUAUGCCAAAACCUCACUCAUCGCCGAUAUUCCCUGCGUGAACGUCAGCUUCUACUGGGACGUGACAGGUCCCGUACCCGCCGAAAUGGACAACACCAUGUUCGUUGACCAGGAUCGCCCGCACGACAUCAAUGGUAGCAUCCCCCCAGACUACGGUAUGGACAUUGAGGUUUUUGGUGGAGUCAUCAACUACGGACCUUGGGCGGAUCGACACAGAGGCAUCUUCCAGAACAUCUUCUUUCCUGGAGCGCGUGUCGAUGCUGUGCCUGCCAGUCCGCUGAAGCCAGGAGACCCCCGUGCGCUGUCUAUAUUCAAGUUGUUUCUGUUCAUUGGAGAAGAUACUGUGCUGCGCAUACCGGUUCGGGAGCCCUCAAAGGACUGGAAAUGGAAGGGCAAAGCUCAUACAUUGGCAGCGCACGAGAAGUCAGCGAACGACAAGGUCAAGGGCAAGGCAAAAUCCCGAAAACGCCGAGGCAAACAAAGGGACACUACUGCGGCGCAAAAUGUUCGUCCAUUUGCAUGGAUUGACGUCAAGGUUGCUGGCAACUCUUCCGUCCACUACAUCAUGGAUAUGGUUGCCUCCAGCCAAGGCUUUGGGAACAAGCUGGAUGUGUCGAUCAAGAGCACGGAGAUCUCUUCCAGCGUCAAUCAUGGCUUGCUAUGGCGGUCUGGAUCUAUCGCGCUCGACUGCGACCUGUCAGCCCCCCUCGCCUGGAAUACACUGCGAACAUGGAUGUUCAACAUCAAAUGCCAAGACCUUGAGCUUUUCUUGCUCCGGGAUCAUCUGUUCCUCUUGACGGACCUAGUUGCUGAUUGGGGUGCUGGUCCACCGCCCGACUACUUCCUCUUCGUGCCCUUCCGUUACCUUCUUCACGUCGAGUUCAACAACUUCAAACUGUACAUGAACACCAACGACUCCAACAUUGUCAACAACCCGGCCGACCUUGAUGACAACAACUUUGUCAUACUGUCUGGUCAGCAUCUGCGCGGAGAUGUAACCAUACCGUUGGACAAGUUCCGGCCACUACACAACGGAAUACAGUUCGAUGUUCGUGGCGAAGACAUGAGCUUAGAGGUUCUCAUGCCGUCGAAGAACACGCUCCAGACAUUCCUCAAGUCUCCCAAAGUGGCUAAACUGGGGGGGCUGACCCUGACUGGAUCCCACACAUACGUCACCACAACAGACCCAAUGAACACCGACAGGCUGUACCUGGACAUACAAGGGCACACACUGACCUUGGAACUAUACGGCUGGCUGAUUCACCACUUCAUGAAGAUCAAAGACAACUAUUUCGGCGAUGACAUGCACUUCAAAACUUUAGAGGAGUUUCAGGGUCUUCCGAGCACCACCCUCUCAAAAGACGGGGCAGGGGCUGACAGUCAGCCUGUCAAGAUCUCCAACGAUCUCGAUGUCAUUCUUUGCAUCUCAGUGGACGAUGCCAGUGUCCUUGUACCUGCCAAUCUCUACUCGGCUGAGCGCAGUGUACGAGCUGAUUUGCCAUACGCUUCGGCGGACCUUCGCUUCACCAACUACUACAUGGAUAUGAUGGUCAACUUCAGCCCGAUCAGCAUCUCGCUGUCAGAACCACCCGCUAGCCCAGAAUCUAGCCCAGAACUGCUUCACGGAUCUUCAAGUGGACAGACGGAGCUUUUCAUUGAUUCUAUAGUCAUUUUCGGCCAUCGUUUGUUCGGUCUCCCACCUACCGAACCUACUUACAUCUGUAAUUGGGACUUCGACGUAGGCAAGAUCUCUGGAGAAUGUACUUCGGCCUUUAUCGAGACUGCUGCUGGGGCAGCGCGUUCUUUCGCGUUUGCUCUUGAUGACGAUGAGAAUUCGUUGCCUCUCACCGAGAUCCCAGUCAUUCAUGACGCUACGCUGCUUAGAUUGAGAACACAAGACGUCCAUGUUUGGUUACACACUGCACCAGAAGCCUUGUUGGUUAAGACCAGCGCCAUCACCUUGGACUUCAACGACCUUGCAGGCACAACGUUCUCUCAGCGCCUCUCGGCUUGUGUGCCAGAGUUGACCAUUGGUGCUGUUGACGCUCGAUCAGCAUCACGUCACCGAGCGCGCGCCGGUGAGAAGCAGGUUGUCGAAACGCAUGCUUUCUUUCAGACCACACUGUCCUUGAACAUGCUGAAGAGGAAACUGGACUUCACGGCAGACCGCGACAAGCAGCAGGCGCACAUGCGUGAACACGACCAACGCACUAAUCGCGCCAACUUCAUGUUCAAACACGAGUUUGAUGAUACAUUCCACCAACCAGCGACUGCGCAGAACAAUGUGCGCCCACCAGCGAUGCAAUUUCCGGACAUACCACAGCCGAUACUGUUCUAUAGAUCGCGCACAAACGAGACAACAUCUUUGAGGUCGACAGCCUCACUGACAAACGAGUCAUUGCCGAGAGAUCGACGAUCGGGCACGAACUCGUUACGGUCAGUGUCGAAUGGCUCGCUCGCCGGUAGCAUUCGAUCCACCUUAAGACACAAGCACACCACCAAGACCGCAGAAUCCAGUAGGACUCGGACUCUACCUGGCGGCUCUUCGAAUCGUGCGGAAAGCAAAGGUCGAUUGUACACGUCCCAGGAAGAGCACGAACGAGCAAGACGCAACCUCGCUCCUUCUUCUGUUGCCCUCUCUAGUUCCCUGGCUCCUCCAUACUUCCCGUUGGAUCAGGUGGAUCCCGACCUGUCCGACGUUCCUACCAUACCAGAAUUACCGCCACCUUCGCGGAACAGGCGAGACGACGCCCUGAUCUUCAACGACGUGUCUACGGGGCAUCUGGACGAAACAUUCGCACAUACCAGUCUUCUCAUCAGCGCGGAGCCAGGUAUCCGAAUCUACUGCACCCCAGCCUUUGUUAAAUGCAUCUCGAACCUGGUUCAGAUGAUCCAGCCUCAGCGCCCUGAAGACCUACUCGAUGACUUUCAGGUCAAGGUCAUGACCAAAAUUUUAAAUAACAGGACGCGACUCGAAGGCAUUGGAAGCUCACUAGAGUUCAAUGUUCGUGUACCCUUUGCACACACCCGCUUCCAGCACGGCUUCAGUUCGACGCCAUCCUCCGCGGCUGGCAAGGAUCAGUACGAUGUCAUCGCAAACAGCCUCGAACUAGCUGCGCGCAUCAAGAAGUUCCCUGGAGAGCGAGCUGGUGAGGACUCGUUGGCUUUGCACACUACGUUGGGUUCGUUGGGCCUCUCAGUCACCGAGCGUGCUCUCCAGGGGCCAAGCGAAGGCGUCGCGGUGCAAGCUGAACUGCGAGACGUUCUUGUCUGGUCCCUACAGAACAAGGUGAGCUCUGUCAACAUCUCAUUCCGAUCGUUCGAAACCGCUGCAGCAAGCAAGAAGCUUGAGUACCUUGCCACACUGGCCCAUCGAACUACAAUACUGGCUGAGGAACUAGCACUCGACUUCAUUCAUGCGGAUGAGCGACAAGAGAAUAGGCUGCGUUAUCUGGCAUGGUAUUUGACGAGCGUUCAAGACCAAUACGCUGAUCCAGCCUUCUUGACGAAAGCAUCCUACGCUUUGCGUGCGGCCAGAGGUCAUCUGCGCAGCCAUGACUCGUGGAAGAUCAUAUCGCGAUUCCGCUACACUUGGCAAUGCCUGCCUUCAUAUGAGAAGAACGAUUUGACCAAGAAGUGCGCCCAGAGUACCGUAGGCUGCCCAGAAGACGCCGAAGAGAAGAUCAUAGUGAUGUGGGAUCAGUGGCGAACAUGGGAUCUGGCACACGUCGAGAAGAGUCUUGCUAUGAAGAUGCUUUUCGGUCACCUUACAGACAGCUUACCAACCCCCGAAUCGGCACCACUGUACCUUGACAUGAAAUCUGGUGGGGUGAAGCUGAUUGUUGAUCCUGGUCCAAAGCAGAGCGAAGUCGAACUGGUCAUCCUAGCAAUCAACGUUGCACUCUUGCCUCCCUUAAGAGAACCAGAUGCACUUGGCGUGGUGCCUGCCGAGAAACCCACAAAGUGUUCCACCGUGCAAGUCAGCUCGAGAGAAACCUUGUUCCACAUCCGUUGGGAGAUGUGCGAGCUGGCAGAAGCGCUUACAAACCUCUUUCUUAAGGAAGAUGCUGCACCAACAACGACCACACUGGCCAAGACAUCUACGCCAAAGCAAAACAAAAAGCUUGCACAUCACCAAGAUGUUCAGGUCGUCUUCGUCACAGAUAGAUCGCAGAUCAUCCUUGAAACGAUGAACCUUCGUAGCGUACUGUCUGGACGACGCUUGCGGUUCUCGUUCAUCGAUGCGGACAAGAAGGCUUCCGACUUUGGGGAAACCUUAAGCGCACAUAUUCACCUGGAGCUGGCUGUAGGCGAGAUAUUCUCUCGUUCUCGGUUACUCGCUAAGGCACAAUUUGAGCAGCCGAGCCUUUACUUUGCUCUUGUUGAGCACGAAAAGGGCAGUAACAUCCCUGACGAGAUCAAGGCUGCAGCCGCCAGUCAAAUGAUCAUCAUCAAGGUCCAAGAAGAUGUUCUAGGCUUUGUUGAGGUGGUCGACUCUGUGUUAAGGGACGAAGUCGCGUACUUUCAGCACCAGUCCAAAGCGAUACAGGCUAUCACCAAACAGAAGAAAACCCAGACGCAACCACAGGUCAACAAGGUCAAAGAUGCCCAACUUCCCAACAUCACACUGGCGUUGUUCAUGGACGCCUAUCAGGUCGAGCUUGCGCUCCUCCAUCCUCUAGGUUGGUCCAUAUCGGGCAAGUCAGGACGUAUUGCAGUAGUCCCAACCCUUGGAAAGAACGUCACCCUCCGCGUUGACUAUGACCUUGACGCCAGUCACCACAGGCUCUACAACACGUCCGACGAGGGGUCCCAUGUUAUCAGCUCUUUGCAACUGCCUGCUGUCAACGGUCGACUGAACGUUUCGCAAACGGACCAAGAGACACGCAUCAUGGCUUCCGGCAUCAUUGAAACCAUCCAGAUACAGGCGUCUGAGAUACAGGCACUGGCAACAACACUGAACAAACCAGAGAUUGCACAGAUGGUACAUGCUGUCAAAGACGAUGUGGAGGUCCUCAAGACCCACAUAGAAGAGAUCUUCCCAUCAAACGAUGAAGACGGUGUGACCAAGCCACCUACCUCCUCGAAGCAAGUUCUCUUCGGAGUACAGAUGACAUUCUCCGGGAUGAAUGUAGUGGCCAUCGCACCCGCCAAAGAUUCGAGCUCACCGACUGCGAAUCUCGCAUUCCGGCUGUCCUCCGUUCAACUGAAGGCUACGAAUAUCGAUUCGGUCGAUAAAGCAAUGCUCUUCCCAGAGGCGAUUAUUCGAAUUCACGAAGUGACCGUUGAUAUGACGCUGACACAUUCUGAGUCUGUUCGUCGCUGUGGCAACCUCACCUUCAGCGCAAUCUUCCAAGCCACGACCGAACCGGACUCCAAUCCUCAGCGAAGGUUGUAUCGUGUCCGUAGCUCUGGGCUCGAGCUCAACGUGUUUGCGGACACUGCAUCAGCUGUAGUGGACGUCAUGAACCAUCUGCAAGACAAAAUCAAGGACCUCGACCUAUCCAAGGAGAAGAAAUACCUCAGACGAUUGCGUCACACCAAGAGCAAGCUUUCGAGCAAACGCGCAAAAAGUGUCAAGAGCCGUACGGAUACUGAUAACGACAGCAUUGACUCGGGUGCCUUGUUCACUUCGACAUACUCUAUGGAGCUGCUCGACCUGCAAGCUACCUGGGUUGUCGGCACUUCGAUGGCACCUUUCGCCAAUACUGAGACUGAAGAUCUUGUCCUAUCCUUCAGGAGGAUCAAGCUUUCCACGCAAAAGGAUGAUGCAGCGCGCUUGAUGAUCGAGGAUAUGCAGCUGCAAAUGGUACCGGUCUCAGCCGACAAGAAGGGUCGUUCACUUAAUUCAGCGUUGCUGCCGGAGAUGCAGUUCAACGUAGCCUAUGCUUCUACGAAGGAGACGCGAAAGCUUGCCUUCCAUGCUGCCGGUAAAGCUCUCGACCUUCAACUCGACUCCCACUUCAUCCUUCCCGCAAACGUCAUCGAACGAUCAAUUGCGCUUGCAGGCACUAAGUUCCGCAAGGCUUCCGCGAACUGGCGUGUGACACCAACUACAUCCGGGGCACAACGAAAGAACCCGUUCGGCAACAAACGACUAUCGUCGUUGACGGUGGACGCGAACUUUGCGGGGGCUGUGGUACACAUCAAUGGCCGAGAAGGCCCAUCAGCAGAGGGAGCGUCGCAUCGACCGCAACAAAAGGGAAGAUAUAGCCAGUUCGUUGGCGAUGGCUCGAAGAGCAGUCUGGCUCUUCGAGCACCUGGAAUCGCUCUACGAGUGGAGUAUCGGGAUGAAGGCCAGGACCCAUCACUGAACGCUGAGCUUCGCAUUGAUGGAUCUAGCAACACUCUGCUGCCGACUGUGGUCCCCAUCAUCAUCGACAUAUCGGACAGCAUCAAGGCUGUUGUUCGUGACAAGGACAAUGGAGAUCCCCCCGGAUCACCGCAAGUGGAGAAGCCAGAGCCACAAGCCAAACCCACCGCAAAGUUGCUUGAUGAGGACAACAACAACAACAACAACAACAACAACAACAACAACAACAACAACAAUAACAACAUCAUCAACGCCGACCCAUCGGCACUCCUGGGACGCACGAGCCUCAACCUUGGUCUCAGGAUUUGCAAGCAAGAGUUUAGCCUCAGCUGCCAGCCAAUUGCGCGCGUUGCAGCGAUCGCGAAGCUUGAAGACAUCUACGUCACUGUCAACAGUGUCAAAUCGCAGGAACAUGGGCAUUUCUUCGCCGCAUCUGCCGCGUUCACAAAGCUCAAUGCCACUGUUCAGCAUGUGUACUCACGUGAAUCGACCUUUGGUCUCGAUGUGGACUCGAUUGUUCUGUCUUUAAUGAACAGCAAGCACUUGAGCGGCACUAGUGGUAUCUCCGCCAUUCUCAAAAUCAACCCUACGGCGUUGCAGAUCAACGCUCGACAAUUGCAAGACUUCCUGCUUUUUAGAGAGAUUUGGAUUCCACCGGAGAUCAGGCAGUCAUCACAGCCGGCGGACGCGAACGUCGAUCCGAACCCCGAGCCACAAGAGUAUUUGAUGCAGCGCUAUCAACAAGUCACCGCUGCAACAGCCUUCCCAUGGAAUGCCAACGUGGCGAUGGCAGACGUCAAGGUCGACCUCGAUCUUGGUCAGGCCAUUGGCAAGUCCUCGCUUCACAUACACAACAUGUGGGCUUCGUCAACAAAGGGCACUGAUUGGGAGCAAAACUUGUGCGUCGGUGUUGAAAAGGUUCGUCUGGAGAGCACAGGUCGAACGAGCGGCUUUGUCGAGCUGGCUGGGGUAAAAGUGCGAACAUCCAUUAGAUGGCCCGAACGAGCACCGGACGAGCGUUCGACACCACUAAUCCAAGCAUCGGUUGCCUUUCAUCAACUACGCGUCAAGUCAGGCUUCGACUACCAGGCUUUUGCCGUAGCGGACAUUGCCAACUUCGAGUUCCUCAUGUACAACGUCCGCGACAAUGAAGGAGCGGGCCAAGACCGCCUUGUUGCGAUCCUGGAUGGUGACAAGGUGCAUGUCUUCUGCCAUGCCACAAGCGCGGCACAGGGCCUUGCUCUCUACCAGGCUAUCGAGCGACUGGUACAAGAGAACCAACAAGCAUACCUGCAAUCACUGAAAGACAUUGAGAAGUACCUCAGACGCAAAUCCUCGGUGUCGCAAUCCUUCGGCCGCUCGCCUUCUCAAAGCAUGAUCACCCCCAAGCCCGAAGACGACGAUGCCUUCAAAGCGCCGAUUUCCCUUCACACAGAUGUAGUUGUCACCCUUCGCUCUGUCAACUUGGGAGUCUACCCUGGUACCUUCCUCGACAACGUGGUACUCAUGCUCGAAGCUGGUGACAUGCAAGCGCGCUUCGCCGUAGCCCUGGAAACCUCCAAAAUCCACUCCAGCCUCGGAAUGACCCUGGGACAGUUGUCCGUCGCCCUAUCUCCCAUCCCAACCCCCAAAAAGAGCAAGCCCGUCGCCGAUCUCACCGUCGAAGACGUUGUCGAAUCCGCCCGAUCAGCCCGCGGCGGCACAAUCUUACGAGUGCCCAAAGUCAUAGCCACAAUGCACACCUGGCAGGUCCCAAAGAACAACCACAUCGACUAUGUCUUUAAGAGCAGUCUGGAGGGCAAAGUGGACGUCGGAUGGAACUACUCGCGCAUCAGCUACAUCCGGCAGAUGUGGUCGAACCACUCGCGCACCCUCGCCAGCCGCCUCGGCAAACCGCUCCCAGAAUCCAGCAUCAAGAUCAGCACGAGUCAAACCCUCGAAGUGCCGUCCACAGAAGGCGUACCCUCCAUCUCCACUGCAGCUAAUACGACUGCAAACGCAGCACCCAACCGCCCCCGCGCCCUCAGCGUCUCGACCUCCCCGAACCCAGACAACCCGGACUCGGAGCAGGAGAAAAUUACCGCCGUGGUAAACGUCCCGCAGUCCAGAUACGAGUACACGCCGCUCGAGCCGCCGGUCAUCGAGACACCGCAGCUGAGGGAUAUGGGCGAGGCGACGCCGCCGCUGGAGUGGAUUGGGUUGCAUAGAGAUCGGUUGCCGAAUGUGACGCAUCAGAUUGUUAUUGUGACGCUGCUUGAGGUGGCGAGGGAGGUGGAGGAUGCUUAUGAGCGGAUUUUGGGGAGUAGUUAGGGGGAGAGGGGAGAAGGGCAUUGAUCAUUUGGAUGUAUUGGCGUUUAGAGUAACGGGGAAAUAAUCUGUGCAUAACAUGGCGUCUAGGGAAAUCUGUCGUUAGCAUUAGUAUCUAUGU
This is a messenger RNA of Macroventuria anomochaeta, 10127 nucleotides long. RefSeq lists its product as uncharacterized. Bases 20 to 10009 code for a protein of 3329 amino acids. Lineage: Eukaryota; Fungi; Ascomycota; Dothideomycetes; Pleosporales; Didymellaceae. The record is from RefSeq and is a predicted model, not a curated record. Gene Ontology annotation, cellular component: membrane. Gene Ontology annotation, biological process: fermentation. The transcript has 2 exons.